This is a messenger RNA of Paralichthys olivaceus (Japanese flounder), 2930 nucleotides long. RefSeq names its product collectin sub-family member 10 (C-type lectin) (gene colec10). NCBI's taxonomy places the organism in Eukaryota, Metazoa, Chordata, Actinopteri, Pleuronectiformes, Paralichthyidae. The record is from RefSeq and is a predicted model, not a curated record.
CUGCAGUUAAAACCAUCUCUUUUUGCAUUAUAGACACACUCCACACAGCUGAUGUGUUGGUGUUAGCAUCUACCUGCUAAAAGGAAAAUAAAGUUGGGGAUCUUCAUCGGGGACGAUUGGGAGAUGAUGGCGAAAAUAUGCAAUAUGAGACUGUUGGAGCUCUGCGUGUGUGUGGUCGCAUUCAACUCCAUCUCUGCUUCUCCAGAGGUCUGCUCCAAUUCCCUUCUGCCUGGAGCAAAAGGAGACCAAGGCGAGGUUGGAGAGGAGGGAGAUCAAGGGAAACUGGGGAAAAACGGACCACCAGGACUUACAGGCGCACCAGGAGAGAAGGGACUUAGAGGAGAGGUGGGCACCACAGGAAAGAUGGGACCUGCCGGAGACAAUGGUGACCCAGGUGAUACAGGUGUGGACGGGCCCACUGGUCUGAAAGGGAAACCAGGCACCACAUGUGACUGUGGCAGGUACAGGAAAGUGGUUGGACAGCUGGAUGUCAACACGGGCAAACUGAGGAACGCUGUCAAGUUUUUGAAAAAUGUCAUCCUGGGGCUGAAGGAGACAGAGGAGAGGUACUACUUGCUGGUGAAGGAAGCCAAGAGGUUCAGAGAGGCAUCGAUGAACUGCAAGCUCAGAGGAGGCUCACUGGCCAUGCCGAAAACCACAGACACCAACCGACUCAUGGCAGACUACGUCAGUCACGCAGGUCUGACGAGAGUUUACAUUGGUGUGCAGGCUCAAAGCAAGGACACAAAUGGAACGAGCAGUUAUGUGUACGCAGACUCCAGCCCCUUGCAGGGGUUUGCAGCCUGGAGUCAAGAUGUGGAGCUCAACUCCAGUUUAUCUUCAACCACUAACUCCAGCUGUGUGGAGCUGCUCAGCACUGGAACAUGGGGCCGUGUGGAGUGUGAGACCUCUAUGUUUUUCAUCUGCGAGUUCCCAAAGAGCAGGAGAAGAGGAGGAAGGACGGGGUGAGGAGGAGGAGGGACACCUGCCUCAACAUUAUCAUGAGUUAAUGUGACAUUUAACCUUGCAUAUACCAUGGCAUCCAGUAGUCUGAGAUCAAUGUAACAUGUAUGAGUGUAUGCGUGUAUAUGUAUCUGCACAUGUGUAGAACAUUUAUGUAGAUAUUUGCAUGACAUUUGUAUGAUAAUUUGAGAUCGACGGUUUUGCAUAGAAACAUCUGUUGAUAUCACAUCGACACGGGCAUCUGCUUUUAUCACCACAAACUCUCUCGACGUCUUGUUCUGUGUCUUCUACGUCCACGGCUCCGCUUUUUAUGCAGAGAUGUUUGUUUUCUGUUUUUUUUUCACACAUGAGCUCCUCCGGAGAGUCUGCAGACUUUAUAUGAGACUUUACAGACUGAGAUCCUUUUAGUUUGAAAAGAGUGUUUUCAGAGCCUUAGUCCUUUGGGCCCAUCUUAACCUGUACCUUUAUCACUUGUUGGGCUUUGGUGGAGGUAUGCACUCCACUGAGUGCCAUUCAUGGUUGUACCUGUUUUCUAAUCAAUAAUAGUCAUUCAAAGCAAAAGUAGAUUGAACAUUGAGCGAUUUCAGAGAUUUAUUUCCAGCUGUGAGAUAGAAGUGAUCCACUGUUCCGCAAAUGUGUCUCUAGAGAACAAGGAUAAAUGCGCACUCUCAAAACGUCCUUACCUAUUUCCUUGAUGAUUUAUUAAAAAAAAUUCUACUGUAGCAGAGGUCUUAUAAACAAUGGCCUUGCAUCAUGCAAAAGGAUACAGAGUCCUUUACAGGUUCUAUUGAUUCUGACUACGAGCCACCAUAAACUGAACGAAGCCUGGUGCCCUUUCAGAGGUUAUGUCAACAUUGUUUCACAUAAACUGACUCCUGGCUAAACAUUAACUGUGACUCACAUUGAAAAACUGCUCUCACCAACUCAUGAAACAACAUAAGUUCAACUCCCCCCUUUCAUUAAAGAACUGCACCCCCCCCCCACACACAUACACACACACACACACACACACACACACACACACACACCCCUACAAAAUAACCCUCCAUUACAACAGAUCGCUGUUUCAGUGCAAACACAGUAAGUGCUCCUGAAUCUGUUUUUUAGAAAUCAGUUCUCUCUCUCUCUUCUCUGCAGGACCUUAAACUAAUAUUUACUUUUUAACUCUGCUCCUGCACCGUGAAGGUUAACCAUUAUACACACACACCAUUGUUUCUCAGCCCUCGAUUCUUUUCUUGCAGCAAUCAAUGACUCCAGCUAUUUGAUUUGCCCUCUCACUAUAGUGCUCCUGAGCUGUGUUCUCUGCUGGUGGCCCCCACACACUUUGAGUGUUGCUGAAUUCACUUACAAUAAGUGCAAGAUGAACACAUGAUUAAUAGUGAAUAGUAAUAGUAAUGACUGCAGAGUUAUUUAAAAAAGAAAGACAUGCAGGGUGUGGAGGGCGUAUAGGAGGAACCGGUCUUCAGCCUUUCGUCAUUACAAACACACCCUCAGGAGUUUUAUGACAUGCUUGAUGAGGACGGCAGGGAGCUAUGAGAAAAGCAAAUGCUGAUGGAAAUGUAUUAGCAUGUAACCAUUAAGAACUUGUCAAUACAUGAAGAAAUGUAUCUUGUUACCAUAAUGGAUAGUUGGUGUUGUAUGGUAUUGUACUUUUUUCUCCUAAUGAAGGUUGUGGUUUUUAUAAAUCUGAGGUAGAUUAAUAAUGUGUGAAACCUCCUCACUGCACAAUGCAUAACUAUUGUAUCGAUAUUUUGAACCUUUGUUAUAUUGCUAUUGAUGGAAAUUAUCACUUUAUCCCCCACCCAGAUCUAGUAUUGUACAUUCCUGGCCUCUUCUUCCAUUUUAAGCAGUAACCUGUACUCAGCGGCAGAUCUAGAAUUAGUUCUAAAUUGGGGGCCAUAACCGGGCCACAAUUUAAAACAGAGGGGCCAAAUAUAUGUCCAUCAUCCAUGCACAAUGCACCAUGC